Molecule: messenger RNA, 786 nt
Organism: Hibiscus syriacus
Lineage: Eukaryota; Viridiplantae; Streptophyta; Magnoliopsida; Malvales; Malvaceae
Exons: 2
Coding region: 1-786 (261 amino acids)
Source: RefSeq, a predicted model, not a curated record
AUGAGGAGCAUAGCAUCUUGUUACAAUGAACAUGCCAUCAAAGUGUCGGAUUCUUACUGUUCAGGCCCUUCAAACCAACCCUAUCUCUCCCCGAACCUUGCCCCUCCAUGUCCAAACACCGUGAAAUCUAUAUACAAAGCUACAAUCCCCUCCCAAAGACGCCUCCUCAUCACCCUAACAUGGUUCAACAAUCGCCUCGGCCAUGGCCUAACGAUCAACGUUGGCGACACCGCGUCGAAACUCAACGCCAACACGCAGUACCGUCUCUCGAAAAGAAAAGGCAGCAAAACGUUCAAAGCCUGCAGUUCGGAGAUUGAAGUCGUUUGGGAUGUUUCCGAUGCUCGGUACAUCGAUGGACCCGAACCGAGUUCCGGGUUCUCCGUCGUCGUUUUGGUCGACUCUCAACUCUGUUUAUCUCUCGGAGAUAUGAAUGAACAACAAAAUCCAACAACACCGAAUUUUUCAUUGGUUUCGAGGAGUGAAGUUUUCGUAGGCACCAGUAGCGUCUACUCGACAAGGGCACGGUUUAGUGAUAAAGGAUUGGCUCACGACAUACUAAUCAAAUGCAACGAGGAAGAAACCGGGAAGCAAAAAGGAAUGAGGAACCCUGAAUUGACGGUGACCAUUGAUGAGAAGAAGACAGUUCAAGCAUCAGGCUGUGCUGUGUUCAUGUUUAGGACAAGGAGUGGAUUAGAUUGCAGGCUUUGGUUUGAAGACAAGGUUAAGGAAAGAGACGAUGGGUUCUCCUUGCUGAUAUGUGCUUGUAAUUGUGAGAAUCCUCACUAA